This is a messenger RNA of Pteropus alecto (black flying fox), 1545 nucleotides long. RefSeq names its product migration and invasion inhibitory protein (gene MIIP). The coding region runs from base 168 to 1295 and encodes 375 amino acids. The record is from RefSeq and is a predicted model, not a curated record. NCBI's taxonomy places the organism in Eukaryota, Metazoa, Chordata, Mammalia, Chiroptera, Pteropodidae. The transcript has 10 exons. Gene Ontology annotation, biological process: negative regulation of cell migration; negative regulation of G2/M transition of mitotic cell cycle.
GUGUCACGUGGGCUGGGCGGGGAGGUACACCUGGUUGCGAGGGGCGGCUGGCGGCACGGAUGGGGGCUUUUCAGCUGUAGCCGAGCUGGGCCUGAAACCCAGCCGUGAGGGCACUGCGCCCAGGAGUCAGUGAUAUCCGCGGUGGGAAGCCAGGCCAGACACCUGGAAUGGUGCAGACCGAGGAUCUGGCGCAGCUGCGGCAGCUCAACCUGGAGCUCCUGAGGCAGCUGUGGGUUGGGCAGGAUGCCGUGCGGCGGUCGGUGGCCAAGGCAUCCUCGGAGUCAAGCCUGGACUCCAGCAGCAGCUACAACCCAGAGAUGCCAUUGUCUCAGGGGACAUCUUCUGUGGCUCCGAGAGCCUCCAGCCCACGUGGUGCCCACCAAGGUGAUCCAUGUGAUAUGUCCUCACCUGGUGGCGCCAGCUCUGGGGUGAUCUCUCUCUCACCUGCCAAGCGCCAAUACCAGGGGUCCCUGAGUCCACUGAGGCCUUGCUCAGUACCCUCGCUGGCCAACUCAAACGCAAAUGACCCAGAGCGUUCAGCAGAGCUGGAGGCACAGGCCCCAAGGUUCAUCCCGGAUCAACAAAGAAAGCUAUCCAAGCCAAGAGUCACCUUCGACAGGGAGUCCCCAAUGCCUGAGCGGAGUUGGCGCCUCCGACCGUACCUGGGCUACGACUGGAUUGCAGGGUCUCUGGACAACAGCUCUCCCGUCAGCAGCAAGCCUGAGGCCUUCUUUGCGAAGCUGCAGGAGUUCAGGGAAGCCAACAAGGAGGAGUGUAUUCACAGUGACCCCGGACCCCAGCUCCUAGGCCUGCGGGAGAGCAGUGUUGCCGAGGAAGAGCAUGAAUGUGUGUACUGCUACCGUGUCACUCGGCGCCUGUUUCUGGUGCCUUCAGAUCCUGGCACCCCUUGCCGAUUGUGCAGGAUACCACGGGACCAACGGGGCCCUAGGACCCUGGCGGAGCCAGCACAGGUCAGGGUGAGUGUCCCGCUGUCCGUCCUGGACCCCCCGCAUCGGUACCGCAUCCACCGGCGGAAGAGCUUUGACGCUUCUGACACACUGGCGUUGCCACGGCACUGCCUGCUGGGCUGGGACAUUCUCCCUCCGAAGUCCGAGAAAAGCUCAGCCCCCAAGAGCUUGGAUCUCUGGUCCUAUGUCACCUCUGAGGCUCCGCGCCAGAAGCUGUCGGCAGCCGGCUCUUCCCACCUGGCUCUGCUAUCACGGGGCCAGCCCCCCACCCCAAUCUGGUCGGAACCCCAGGUAGUGCAGCCCUGUGCCCCCCGGCUAAAGCCCUGAGGACUGGCCACUCAGGAGGACAGCGCCCUGCCAUCACCUCUAGCCUCUCCCCUGUGGCAAGGGCGCCCACGAGAGGGGAGCCUUGCCCGGCCACAAAUGGGGGUGGAUUCAACACUCCACACUCCUAGGUUGGGCAGGUAGGCCCAGGCCUGUCUCCUUCUUGGGGACAGAGGGGAGAACCCAGGGUGGGGGGUAAGGGCGUUCUGUGACAUGUUUGUAAAUAAAGCUCAGCGCUCUCUGCAGCUCCAGA